This is a messenger RNA of Penicillium manginii, 297 nucleotides long. RefSeq lists its product as uncharacterized. NCBI's taxonomy places the organism in Eukaryota, Fungi, Ascomycota, Eurotiomycetes, Eurotiales, Aspergillaceae. The transcript has 2 exons. The record is from RefSeq and is a predicted model, not a curated record. Bases 1 to 297 code for a protein of 98 amino acids.
AUGGAGCCCGGUGGAUGCAGGACCCAUAAUGGUGCCCAUUUUGUGGGAUAUAUACCCAACCAGAACGGCGGCAUUCGGGAUUGCUCGCCCAGAAAGGAGCAGAAGCAGAUGGAGACGGUUCAGACCUACGUGCCAGGUGCGUCAUUGACUAGCAGAAGGGGAGAAGUGGUCCGCAAAGUGGAGUGGGAGAGAAGAUAUGCUAUUUUACACCCUCGGACUACUUGCCCGCAAGUUGGCACCCGCAUUAGCCUUGCAAAUACACUGGCGAAUAGACCUGGUGAAAUGAACCAGCCCUGA